AGUGAUUAAAAAGGUUGACAAAUCUGAGCAUUGUUCCAACCUCCCCAGGCCCUCCAACAUCAAACAGAAAUUUCUCCUUCCCAACACCAUGGACAGACAACUCAAGUGGGCUGAGAUCUUGGAGGAUUAUGAGGCCCGGGAGUCGUGGCGCCAGUCGACCACGUGGGGAGACAUUAUGGAUAAAGUGGACCCUUUCCCAGGACAAAGUUAUGAGAAUUGCUCCCCAAAGAGGAGCAUUGGGGAGUUGAAGCACUUCAGCGGAGUGAAGCGUCUCCAGGAGAAGCACCUUGUGAAGGAGAAAUGCACCAUGGAAAAGGAGCACCUCAUUGAGGUGCAGCGCCUUGCCAGGGUGAAGUGGCACACAGAGGAGAAGUGCCCCAGAGACAAUCUACUCAAGAACCGCCUCAUUGAAAAGCACCUCAUUGAAGUAAAGUGCUUCAGGGAUGAGAAGCGUCUUCACAAGGUGAAGUGUCUCGAGGAGAAGCAUCGGGAGGAGGAGAAGCGUCUUGCCAGGGUGAAGUACCUUGGAGAGGUGAAGCGUCUCCAGGAGGAGAAGUGUCUCAAGGAGGUGGAGCACAUCACUGAAGAGAAGCGCCUCAUUGAAGUGAAGCGCCUCGCCAGGGUGAAACACCUCACACAGCAGAAGUGCCUCAGAGACAAUCUCCUCAAUAAUGUGAAACGCCUGAUGGAAAAGCGCCUCAUUGAGGAGACCAGCUUCAUGGAGGAGAAACGCCUUCGUAAGGUGAAGCGUCUCAAGGAGAAGCAUCUGGAGGAGGAGGAAAAGCGUUUCACCAGGUAAAUUACCUCACCGAGGUAAAGCACUUUGCCAACACGAAGCGGGUCGAGGAGGAGAAGCGCCUCAUGGAGAAGACGCGCCUUGUUGAGGUGAAACUUCAAGAGGACGAGGAGCGCUUCAUGGUGGAAAAGCACGUCGUGGAGGAAAAGCACCUUGUGGAGCAAAAGCGCCUUGUGGAGGAGCAGCGCCUCGCCAAGAUGAAGCAACAGUGGCUCCGGACAACUACCACCAGCAGCCCUGCCGGCAGCACCACCAGCACCACCACCACCGCCGCCGCCACCUCCGCCACUGCCACCACCUCCGCCACUCUUGUGCAGGGCCCAAUUGCUCCGAGCUUUGGAGAAGAGGGCUUCCAAGAAGAGAAUGCAAACUCUGGAGCCACUGAGCCACGAUCUGAACCAGCGCAGCCCUCCUCCUCACUCAUCCAGGCCUUUGAAGCAAAGACAGAGGUUAUGGUGGAGACAAAGGAAGAGGUGAAGGAGGAGGUGAAGGAAGAGGCAGAGGAGGAGAAAUCAGAGGAAGAGAAGACAAAGGAGGACGAUAUUGUGAUGGAGACAAUGGAGGAGAACACGGAGGGAGAGGAUAAAGACAAUACGGAGGUGGAGGACCAGGACAAAACAAAAGAUGAACAGAUGGUCGUGGUGGGGGAGAUGAUGGAGAUGGACAAAGGGGAAACAAUGGUGGUGGAGGAGGAAGAGAAGAUGGUGGUGGAGGAGAUGGUGCUGCAGGAAGAUGAGGAGAUGAUGAAGGAGGAGAUGGUGGUCGGGAAGGGGGAGAAGAUGGAGAAGAAGACAAAGGUGGAGCAGGAAGAGGAGCAGAAGGUAGAGGAGAAGAUGGUGGUGGUGGAGGAUGAAGAGAAGGAGAUGGAGGAGGAUGAGACAGAGGAGGAGAAGAUGGAGGAGGUGCAGGAGGUGGUGAUGCACGAAAAGAAGAGGAAGCGAGGAGGCUUCGUUCACAUGGCGAGAGCAAUCACCUCACUCCUCCGCCGCGUGCUGCUUUGUGGCGGCAGGUCCACCGCCCAGUAGGGGUAGUCGUGGAUUGGUGCCAACCAUGACCGCUAUCACCACACUACCUACCCACCCCAUGACACACUUCACACGGUUCCCCAGAGAGAGGGUGCCACUGGGACCACAGCUGGGGAAUGAAGCUGAGCAGCAGAUGCCAGGACUACAGGAGAGAAUGACUGCUACCAGGACACCUCACAUCACACACACACACGGGACUAUCCCAAUAGCAUAGCCAGCCCCACACUGGGCCCCUUCCAUGCUGGUUUUCAUCCAGGCAGUCCUCAUGGGAUGACCUUGUCAUGGUUUCCAGGACAUGGAAGGGGCAGCUGACCCAGGGUGAGAGAGCUGGAGGGGUCACGUGCAGACAAUGAACAAAACCUACAC
Messenger RNA from Lethenteron reissneri (Far Eastern brook lamprey), 2187 nucleotides. RefSeq names its product golgin subfamily A member 6-like protein 24. The record is from RefSeq and is a predicted model, not a curated record. Lineage: Eukaryota; Metazoa; Chordata; Hyperoartia; Petromyzontiformes; Petromyzontidae.